AUGGCGAGCAAGCGGACAAACGUACUGGUCUACACUGGCAGCGGCAGUGCCGCUGAAAGCGUGCGGCACUGUAUGUGGACGUUACGGCGGCUACUCUCGCCCAACUAUGCCGUCGUCCCAAUCGACAAUGCCGCACUCAUACAGGAACCGUGGAGCGCGUCGUGUGCACUGCUCGUCAUGCCAGGCGGCGCGGACCUGAGCUAUUGCCGUACGCUAAAUGGCGAGGGCAAUCGCCGCAUCGCCCAGUACGUGAACGGCGGUGGCCACUACCUCGGCUUCUGCGCAGGCGGUUACUACGCCUGCGCCCGCUGCGAAUUCGAAGUUGGUGGCGAGAUGGAGGUCGUCGGCGACCGCGAGCUCGCUUUCUACCCGGGAAUAUGCCGCGGCCUCGCCUUUCCUGGGUUUGUGUACCGGAGCGAAGCUGGUGCGCGAGCGGUGAGGUUGGAGGUCAACAAGAAGGCGCUGGCUGGUAGCACCGUCCCCGAGACGUUCCGCUGUUACUACAACGGAGGCGGUGUCUUCGUCGAUGCAAGGAAGUUUGAAGACCGCGGCGUUAAGAUUCUUGCGAGCUAUACUGAACAGCUGCGUGUCGACUCCGGCGAGGGAGCUGCAGCUAUUGUAUACCGCAAGGUUGGAGAAGGAGGUGUGAUUUUAACCGGCUUACACCCAGAGAUAGUACCAUUCGCUGCUGUCAAUCUCACUAAGGGCGCGGAUGUUCCUGGCUACGGUAAGCUGGUUAAAGCCUUGGAAGACGACGACAAGCGACGCACCGAUUUCAUUACGGCAUGUCUCACCAAAUUAGACCUGCGGGUAAACACGGAACCCCAAGCGGUACCUCACCUUUCCUACCUUCACCUUACUUCUGCCAAUCCCUCGGAUGUUGCUCAGCUGGUGGCUUCAUGGCGUGAUAUUAUCACUACUCUUGAGGACGGGCAAGAGUGUAUCAAGGACGAACAUGACACCUUCCACCUGGGGAAAUCCAUGGGAUCUCUCUCUCAACACGCUCUUGCAAGGUUUGGCGAAGAGAGUGACAAGACUGAUGACUCUUCUGGUAACGGCGAUAGGAUCCUCGACUAUGACAAAGCUGUCAAACAUGUCGUCGUGCAUGAGUCGGACCGUCCGUCCAGCAAAGAGACGCCCUACUGGAAUCACGACACCUUUUUCUCGAACCUCGAUCACUACCACGCGCAGUCAACAAAUUCUCACACCGAAUUCGGGAGAUACUUACUCUACGGAGAGGUAGUCACCAGCACCAGCACAAUGAUUGAGAAAAACCCAGCGCUACUCAAGCACCUCCCCUCCGGCUUCACCGCCACAGCAACCACCCAAAUCUCCGCUCGCGGCCGCGGCACCAACGUCUGGGUCGCACCGCCCGGCGCCUUGAUGUUCACCACCGUGCUGCGCCACCCCAUCACGCUCUCCCACGCGCCCAUCGUCUUCAUCCAGUACGUCGCCGCGAUGGCCAUCGUCCGCGCCGUGCAGACGUACGAGCCGGGCUAUGCGAAGCUUCCCAUCAGGCUAAAAUGGCCCAACGACAUCUACGCACUCGACCCUUCCUCGCCCGCGUUCGCAUCAUCGGGCAGCAGCAGCAGUAGCAGCCCUUCGCCGUCCGACUACGUCAAGAUCAGCGGGGUGCUCGUGAACUCGUCGUACCAGAAUUCGGAGUUCACCGUCGUUGUGGGCGUGGGGUUCAACUUGGCCAAUGCGGCGCCGACGACGAGGGUAGAUGCGCUGGCGAAGGCGCACGGGCUGCUGCCGGUCAAGGCUGAGAAGCUGCUGGCGUGUAUUAUGACGCGGUUUCAAGAGCUGUAUACGAAGUUCUGUAGGGAUGGGUGGGACGGGGAAUUGCAGGAGAUGUAUUAUCGGCUGUGGUUGCAUCAGGACCAGGUCGUCGUUCUCGAGAAUGAAGGUGGUAUCAAAGCCCAGAUCAAAGGCAUUACAAGCGAUUGGGGAUUGCUGCUGGCGGAAGAGCUGGGGUGGGAGGACCGGAAGACGGGGAAAAUGUGGGCACUGCAAAGCGACAGUAACAGUUUCGACUUCUUUAAGGGCCUUCUCAAGAGGAAAGUUUAG
Lasiodiplodia theobromae is the source of this 2070-nucleotide messenger RNA. RefSeq names its product Biotin/lipoate A/B protein ligase. Gene Ontology annotation, biological process: protein modification process. NCBI's taxonomy places the organism in Eukaryota, Fungi, Ascomycota, Dothideomycetes, Botryosphaeriales, Botryosphaeriaceae. Gene Ontology annotation, molecular function: biotin--[biotin carboxyl-carrier protein] ligase activity. Bases 1 to 2070 code for a protein of 689 amino acids. The record is from RefSeq and is a predicted model, not a curated record. The transcript is spliced from 5 exons. Gene Ontology annotation, cellular component: cytoplasm.